AUGAGUUUUAUUGGAGAAAGGUUAUUGGAGAACAUAGAUGCACAUCUACUCCAAGCUUUUCCUUCUAAUGCUAAUGAAAAUUUCGCAGGAAUAUCCAUGAUUCUGGUUGGCGAUCUUGGACAAUUGCCUCCGGUCAACGAUACGCCGCCAUAUAAUAGCAGAAGACGGGCAGAACUUUUGUGGGAACAAUUUACAACUAUUAUUACUUUGGAUCAUAUCUAUCGACAAGAAGGCCAAGGCAGUGACCAAGAACGGUUUCGACAACUGUUAAUGAACAUAAGAGAUGCAAAACCAACAUUGGAUGAUUGGAUAUUGCUAAUGACAAGGUCUUCUAUGACAAUUGAUACAACAACCAACCAAGAAUUUGAUAGCUGUGUGCAUUUAUUUUCAACAAACGACAAUGUUCACAACCACAACAAGAAAAAAUUACAAUCAUUAAAAAAUCCAGUUGCACGCAGCAUUGCAUCAAAAGUACAAAAUGUUACUGCUAACCAAAGUGGAAUGGAUGAUGAACUUGAUGUAGACUUAUUAUUAUCCAAAAAUGCCAGAGUAAUGUUGACAUCAAAUCUAUGGAUAGAAGCAGGACUUGUCAAUGGAGUUUUAGGAAAUAUUAGAAAAAUUGUUUAUAAACUAGGAAGUGCACCACCUCAACCACCAGCAUACGUGUUAGUUGAAUUUGACAAUUACUCCGGACUACCAUUCAAUGAUCGUCAUCCAUCCUCAAUUCCAGUUCUAGCAAUUGAAAGAGGUGGUUCUUCUCAAAUACCAUUGCGCUUGGCACUAACGAUACACAAAUCUCAAGGGCUCACUCUUCAAAAGGCUACCAUCGAUAUAGGGCCAACUGAAAGAACCAGUCUCACAUUUGUGGCAAUCUCUCACGUGAAAAGCUUACAGGGCCUACGGAUCAUGCCACCAUUCAGCGAUGAUAGGUAUGAGAAAUUAAACAAAGGCAAACAAGUCGUCGGCAGGAAAAGAGAAGAAGAAAGGCUUCAAUCCAUCCAGAACAAUUCACGUGCUUCACAUAAACCCAAAGACGUGGACACAACUUUUACAUUCAUAAGUACCAAUUGUAAAAUGUAUUGCACUGGCUAUUACUGCAAAAUAUAA
Molecule: messenger RNA, 1107 nt
Organism: Cryptomeria japonica (Japanese cedar)
Lineage: Eukaryota; Viridiplantae; Streptophyta; Pinopsida; Cupressales; Cupressaceae
Exons: 3
Coding region: 1-1107 (368 amino acids)
Biological process (GO): DNA repair; telomere maintenance
Molecular function (GO): DNA helicase activity
Source: RefSeq, a predicted model, not a curated record